AUGCAUAAACGAACUCGUAUCUCUCUCCCACCUUUCUCUACCCCAGCUCUCUCGUCUCAUUCAUUUUUAUCUCUCUUUGCUCUCUGCACACUUUGUCUCUCUAAUUCUCUUACUCUCUCUCUCUCUCCCUCUCUCUCUCUCCCCCUCUCUCUCUCUCUCUCUCACGCAAUCAUUUCUCUCUAUUGCUAUCAACUUCUCUUCUUCAUGUCUUACUUAAGCAUUUUCUAUGCACUCUUUGUGUUUCCACAUUUUCUCUCUGAAUCCUUUGUAUCUCUCUCCCUUUCAUUCUCUCUCUCUCUCUCUUUCACCAACACCUCUUCUCACUCUCUUUACUUCUAUCUCCACUCUUUCGCCACGUUUUCCCUCUACCUCUAUUCUCUCUUUAUUUCCUUUUUUUCUCCCUUUUCUACCUCUCACUAUACGCAGUCUUUUUUCCAUCGUCUUAUCUGUCUUCUGAGUGUUACUCGAACCUUUUUUCUCCAAUUUCUCUCUCUCUCUCUCUCUCUCUUUAGAGCUUCUGUCUCUACUACUCUUUCCUCUACCUCUAUCUUCUCUUUAUAUCCUUCUCUCUCUCUCUCUCUCUCUCUCUCUCUCUCUCUCACUCUCUUAAAACAUUCGGGCAUUUUGCCUACACCCCCAUCUCACUUCAAUAUUUUCCUCCUUUCGGUUCUAAAGCUUUUUCUCACUCCUUCUAAUUCAUUUUCUAUCUCUCUCCCUGUUUUCACUCCCCACUUUUCUCUCCAUCCUAUCACUCUCUUCUUCGUCUCACUCGGUCAUUUUCCCGACAACCUUUCUCUCUUCCCCCCCUCUCUCUCUCUUACUUGUCUCCUCAAUCCUUUUGCCUUCCCUUCUACUCACUUCACCCUUUCUUUCUCUCUUUCUCGUUUUAGAGCUUUUUGUCUCCACUCUCUCGCCAUUCCUGUCGCUCCUGCUCUUUCUCUCUUUCCACUUCACAUUCUCUCUCUCCCUCUCACACACACAGCCCGUUUCUCUCCAUUGUAUCUGUCUUUUUUCAUAUCAUUCAGGCUUCAUCUUUCCAAUUUUUCUCUUUCCAUUCUCCAUUCUCUUUUUUUCUCACGUUUGUAUAUACUUUUUCUCUCCUACUUUAUCGCUCCUUCCAUUUCGCUUUUUCUAUCUCCUUCUCUCUCUCUCUCUCUCUCUCUCUCUUUCUCUUCCCAAUUUCACAUAACCCUUUUCCUAUCCUGUUUCUCUUCGUCUUACUCGUGCCUCUCCAACCUUUCUUUUUUUCCGCAUCCACUCCCUCUCAUUUUCUUUCUUAUCUUACUCAAUGUUUUUCUAAUUUCUCAAAACCUAUGGGUAACACCGAAUGUAUCGAAGGAAAGUAGCAUUUGUUACAGCAUUUCUGUAAUUCUAUCUAUCUAUCUAUCUAUCUAUCUAUCUAUCUAUCUAUCUAUCUAUCUAUCUAUCUAUCUAUCGAUAGAUAGAUAG
Acanthosepion pharaonis is the source of this 1449-nucleotide messenger RNA. Lineage: Eukaryota; Metazoa; Mollusca; Cephalopoda; Sepiida; Sepiidae. The record is from the annotation of a GenBank genome assembly.